Molecule: messenger RNA, 357 nt
Organism: Exophiala spinifera
Lineage: Eukaryota; Fungi; Ascomycota; Eurotiomycetes; Chaetothyriales; Herpotrichiellaceae
Exons: 2
Coding region: 1-357 (118 amino acids)
Source: RefSeq, a predicted model, not a curated record
AUGCAGCAGGACAACACUCGAGCGGGACAGUCGGAGAACGCUCGAUCCGAACAUGGAAUAAGUCAAAAUGUAAUUGACGAAACGAAAGAAAACUACGGGACUAAAUCUGCCGUCGAUCGCGACGUGGGCAAGUACAUCCCCAAACGGCCCAACACGUCCACUGCGGGGUCUUCAGGGUCUUCUGCGUUCUCGUUACCUGAGAUAGGAAGCGGGAAGAGCCUAAGCGAGAGCGUCGAUGAAGCUCUGAAAGAUGCGUCCGGGUUGGCGGCCCAGGAAAAAGCUGAGAAGAUCAACGAGUCUGUGAAAGUCGGGGAGGAGGGUGAUAUGCAUGAUUUGGCGGCCAGGAAGCAGCCUUAA